Messenger RNA from Tribolium madens (black flour beetle), 2488 nucleotides. RefSeq names its product ATP-binding cassette sub-family G member 4. NCBI's taxonomy places the organism in Eukaryota, Metazoa, Arthropoda, Insecta, Coleoptera, Tenebrionidae. The coding region runs from base 128 to 2143 and encodes 671 amino acids. The record is from RefSeq and is a predicted model, not a curated record. Gene Ontology annotation, cellular component: plasma membrane. The transcript is spliced from 9 exons. Gene Ontology annotation, molecular function: ABC-type transporter activity; ATP hydrolysis activity; ATP binding.
AUACAACAGCCAGCGAUUUCUAAACUCUCACUUUCGUCGGGCUAUAAUUUCACGCUAACUCAGUCGACUUAAACUCUUCACCACGAUAUGAAAUAAGUACGAGUGCAUCUCAUAACUAUUCGACAACAUGGGGCGCAAUUUUCUACUCAACAAUAAUCGGAGCUCCGAUUAUAAAGUGCAAAUCACACCAACACAACAGAAGACGCUGACACAUCUUCCACAAAGGCCUAAAGUCGAUCUUGCUUUUUCCAACCUCAAAUACACCGUCAAACAAGGCAAAGCCGAAAAAACUAUUCUCAAGUCGGUGAGUGGACGGCUGCGAUCUGGCGAACUCACGGCAAUUAUGGGCCCCUCGGGGGCCGGCAAGUCCACCCUUCUUAAUAUCCUUACGGGGUACAGAACGGACGGAGUGCAAGGCCAAAUCCUGAUGAACGAUAGCGAGCGUGAUUUAAGCCAAUUUCGCAAACUUUCCGCUUACAUAAUGCAAGACAAUCAGCUUCACCUCAAUCUAACUGUCGAUGAAGCGAUGAACGUUGCCGCCAAACUCAAAAUCGGUGAUAAAGCGAAAUCGGAACGUGAAGACAUCAUCACCGAAAUUCUUGAUACUCUUGGCCUGCUCGACCAUCGCAAAACAAUGACCAGUGGUCUGUCUGGUGGCCAGAAAAAACGUCUCUCCAUCGCCUUAGAACUGGUCAGCAAUCCUCCCAUCAUGUUUUUCGAUGAACCCACCAGCGGCCUUGACAGUUCCUCGUGUUUUCAAUGUAUUUCUCUAUUGAAAACUCUCGCACGAGGGGGGAGAACCAUCAUUUGUACCAUCCACCAGCCGUCGGCGAGGCUAUUCGAGAUGUUUGAUCAUUUGUAUACCCUCGCCGAUGGGCAAUGCGUGUACCAAGGCUCGACGAAAGAGUUGGUACCGUUUUUGGCCACAUUGGGCCUCCAGUGCCCAUCGUACCACAACCCAGCGUCGUAUAUCAUCGAAGUGGCAUGUGGGGAAUACGGAGACCAUACCAGGAAGCUGGUCGAUGCGAUUGAUAACGGGAAAAAUGAUAUCAGAGAAGGAAAACCUUUCCCAGAGAUUAAAAUUACAAACGGGUUGAAUAACUCGACUGUCAUCACCAAUGAUAUAACUAAAGGAUAUGCGAAUCAUGCUACUGAAAAUAAAAAUCUUAUGCUACAAAAUGCCGUCAAUGAUAUUGUCAAAGAGAAUUUGCCUGCACCUCCCCCUAUCACAACAAAUUACGAGAAAGCUAACGCCGACACGGCCCUAUUAGACAACACAAUUCCGGUCCGUCAGCCGCGUUAUGGCAAUUCCGAAUUUCAGCAGUUUUUCAUAAUUUUGAGUCGUGCCUUGCUGUUCAGUAGACGUGAUUGGACUUUGAUGUAUCUGCGAUUGUUUGCUCACAUCCUAGUCGGUUUUUUGAUCGGUGCAUUAUAUUUCAAAAUAGGCAACGACGGUGCUAAAGUCCUCAGUAAUUUAGGAUUUUUGUUCUUCAAUAUGUUGUUCUUAAUGUACACUUCAAUGACUAUUACGAUUCUAUCAUUCCCUCUAGAAAUGCCUGUUUUGCUCAAAGAACACUUCAAUAGGUGGUAUUCACUCAGAUCUUACUAUUUAGCUAUUACGAUUUCGGAUAUACCAUUCCAAACAAUAUUUUGUGUAUUGUACGUAACAAUAGUGUACUUUAUGACAUCCCAACCGGCUGAAUUAAACCGCUAUUUGAUGUUUUUGGGUGCUUGUUUACUCGUUUCAUUCGUAGCACAAAGCGUUGGACUCGUCGUAGGGGCUGCAAUGAAUGUACAGAACGGCGUUUUCUUGGCACCGGUCAUGUCUGUACCUUUCUUGCUCUUCUCCGGCUUCUUUGUUUCAUUUGACGCCAUUCCGAUUUACCUGCGAUGGAUCACUUACCUGUCUUAUAUCCGAUACGGGUUUGAGGGCACAGCCCUGGCCACUUAUGGCUUUGACAGGCCGAAAUUGCAAUGUUUCGUCUCGUAUUGUCACUUCAAAUCGCCCACAACCACUUUGGAAGAACUGGAUAUGGUUAAUUCGAGCUACAUGAUUGAUAUAGUCGCUCUCGUGGCGAUUUUCUUCAUUCUGAGAAUAGCCGCUUAUUUGUUCUUGAAAUGGAAGUUGAAGUCGACUCGUUGAUUCCGAGUAGUUUAAUUAAGUGGUAAUGCAACGGUUUGUAGUAUAGUCAUAUUGUGUCCAAGUUAUUGUUAUUUCUUUUUCAUAUCUAACAAUUUAUUUAACACGUGUGAUAGUAGAUAGGUAGGGCUGUGAUUGUCUGUUAUUUAUAAAAAGAAAUUUUUGAAUAGAAGAAACUUGCCAGAAUUUUGCCCAUGACUGGUACCCUUCGAUGAAAAGAAAAAUUGUUUAGGUGCUCUUGGACCAUCAUACGAUUUAUAUUUUUUAUACGCUAAUUAUAGAAAUAUUUUAAUACUUAUAUACUGUAUCAAUUAUGUACAAAAAAUGUUUAAUAAAUUGUUUAAAAAU